Messenger RNA from Phytophthora nicotianae INRA-310, 717 nucleotides. RefSeq lists its product as hypothetical. The record is from RefSeq and is a predicted model, not a curated record. The coding region runs from base 37 to 717 and encodes 226 amino acids. NCBI's taxonomy places the organism in Eukaryota, Oomycota, Peronosporomycetes, Peronosporales, Peronosporaceae. The transcript is spliced from 2 exons.
GUUUUUUAUGUGUUUUUUUUUAUUUCUUAGAAUCAGAUGGAGCUCGUGAAGGAAUUCUACGAGCCAAUCACACCUCAAGUCCUAGCAAGUGUGCAGUAUAAUGCAGAACAAGAGUACGAGUUCUCUCGACGAGAUGACUCGUUGAAAACUUCUGGCGCGUCAGUCAUGGGAUGGAGCGAUUUCCGCAAGAUAGAGGAGUCAUCAGUCAAGUUUGUGCUCUCCAAAGGGUUCCCGAAUGUACGGGCGCUACAUUUGGUGAACUUCACUUGGGAUACGCUGUCGACUCCUGCAACCUACGCACGGUUCUUCAAUCCUGCAAUCCCAAUCAAGGUGCAAGUCCUGCAGGUGGUUAACCGCGACGCUCUGGUGAUUCAUCGUGUGCUCUUUAACCCACACACCCAGAGUUCAUCCAAUUCGCUGGAGUUGCUGUGGCGUGUUCGACUGGGAGAUGAAUACGUGGUUUUCGACACAGCCUUGCAACACAACGCCGUUCAGCAAUGUCUCGGUGCAUCUUACAAGUGGACUCAAAUGACGACGUCGCUGGGCUUUGCUCCAUUAGACGUCAGUCGCGACAGUGGCUGCGUGCUCCGUCAUGGUGGUUGGAUACGCACCUCCAUCACCAACGUCAAGUAUUGGUUCAUGGAGAUGUUCUUCAUGGCGUUGCGUUUCGAGAGCACCAUGGUAGCACCAGUAUUCUCACUGCCAUCUGAGGAAUGA